Rana temporaria (common frog) is the source of this 1327-nucleotide messenger RNA. RefSeq names its product mitochondrial ornithine transporter 1-like. Gene Ontology annotation, biological process: mitochondrial L-ornithine transmembrane transport. Gene Ontology annotation, molecular function: L-ornithine transmembrane transporter activity. The transcript is spliced from 7 exons. NCBI's taxonomy places the organism in Eukaryota, Metazoa, Chordata, Amphibia, Anura, Ranidae. The record is from RefSeq and is a predicted model, not a curated record. The coding region runs from base 190 to 1095 and encodes 301 amino acids.
GUGAAAGGGUCACAAUGGAAUAUGCAAACAGAGAGAGGGGAAAGUGUCAUUUUAGUGACAGGGAUUAGAAGACAGUUCAAACAAAUAGAAAGUACAUGUCCAUGUGCUAUCAUUGCCAGUCACACAGACUUGAGAGGAAACAAAGCGACCUAUAUGUUACCCUUCUGGAAACAGCCUAAUUUAUGAAACAUGAAGACAAACAACACAAUCCAAGCAGCGAUAGAUCUGACGGCUGGUGCCUUAGGUGGAACAGCAUGUGUCCUAGUUGGACAGCCAUUUGACACUGCCAAGGUAAAAAUGCAGACGUUCCCCAACCUGUAUAAAGGGCUCAUAGACUGUGGUGUAAAGACUUACAAACAGAUGGGCUUCCGAGGAUUCUACAAAGGAACCGGCCCAGCCCUUCUCGCCAAUAUAUCUGAGAACUCGGUUCUCUUCAUGAGCUACGGCUUCUGUCAGAGAAUUGUACGGAACGUUUCUGGUUUGGAAAAGAAUGCGCACCUAAGUAAUCUACACAAUGCAACUGCAGGCUCGAUUGCAGCGGCAUUUGCCUCUCUGGCCCUUUGUCCCACAGAGCUGGUCAAGUGUCGUCUUCAGGCCAUGCAUGAAAUGAAGCUGUCCGGCAAGAUCAUAGAGGGGCAGAACACAGUGUGGUCGGUGGUGAAGAAUAUAUUGCAUACAGAUGGGCCGCUGGGUCUCUAUCAUGGUCUGACUAGCACUCUGCUCAGAGAGGUCCCAGGAUACUUCUUCUUCUUUGGGGGAUAUGAAUUGGGUCGCUCAUUUUUUACAAAAAGUGGGGAAACAAAAGAUGAAUUAGGAGUUCUUCCUUUGAUGAUUAGUGGAGGAUUCGGUGGGAUCUCAUUAUGGUUGGUUGUAUUCCCAGUGGACUGUGUGAAAUCGCGGAUCCAAGUUCUCUCUAUGACGGGGAAACAAGCAGGAUUCAUGAAGACAUUUGCAAGCAUUUUAAGAAAUGAAGGUAUCUUUGCUCUCUAUUCCGGACUGAAGCCCACCUUAAUCCGAGCUUUCCCAGCCAACGGAGCUCUUUUUGUAGCGUACGAAUACAGCAGAAAAAUGAUGAUGCAACAGUUUGAAGAUUAAGUGCUACAGCAUUGGUUUUAGAUUAUCGACGUGACUGAAGAAGUGAAAAAUUCCGCAGGAGAUUUUGCAUUGUUAGUGUUCUAAGUGCCAUGCACUGCACUGCCAGGAUGGAGAAACUUUCAUAACUUGGCAUUCAAGGUUUAUACAUAGGAUGAUUUAUAUUAGUGGAAACUAUUUUAAAUAAUUACAAGAAUAUGAGAGUAUUUUGUAAUAAAUCUUUCCUUUACAUACA